AUGUCGCGUCGGACCCAGCAUCCAUCCAUCCGUGGACGGCUCCUAGCUCUCGCCGCGCUGUUGCUCUCAGCUGCUCUCCUCAGCUCCUCGUUCCGCGCAGCAGACGCAGCUUCGCGGGAGCUUCUGGUGGCCGACGAGCCCGUGGACCCGGAUGACGUCACAGGAUGCCACCGUGGCGAUGGCGUGUGGGCGCGCUGCGUCCCUCUCACGGCCGGGGAAGUCAGAGAGAUGUUCCGACCGGGGACAGACCUUGGCGGCGUGACGACCCUGGUGGACGAUGCUGGUGAUAUGGAUGUUGCUGCCAACGCAGACCACUCCCGAAAGCUUGCUGAGGUGGAACUCCUCGAUGCUGACGUGGAUGAGAACGUCUCUGACGUGGAAGUCGUGGACGCCGUGCUGGAAGACGUGGCCGAGCAGAGCGUCCAGCCUGCUGACGUCACGGUAGAUGACGUGGCAGUGAUGGUUGACGAGCAGCAGCAGGGGGAGGAGGAGGAAGCGGAAGGGCAGCAACCGCAACAGGAACAGAAACAGGAGGAGGAGGCGGAGGCGGAGAAAGGGCGAGGGUAUUUAAGGAUGGCCGCCGCCGAUAGCACUGACAGCUCUGACAGCGCUGCUAACGCUGAGAGUGCUGGUGUUAGCGCGGGUAGCGGUGCUGUUGUUGGGGAGGGGUCCGCUGAAUCCCCGCGGCGGCGCGUGCUGCGGGAGCUGGGGUAUGGGUACUGGUUCGCCGUUGAUAACCAGCUGCUGGACGAGGAAGGGCGCGUGAUUAAAUUCUCUGGAGUGACGUGGAAUGGCUUUGACACGGAGAACUGCGUGGUGGACGGCAUAGCGGGCGGCAGCGGCUUGUCCUAUUCGGACCACCUGGAUAAGAUCCAGGGCGCGGGGUUCAACGUGGUGCGCCUGCCCUUCUCCACGGAGUGCCUCAUGUACGACGAGCGCACGCCAGCGCGGGAGGCAAUUAAUUUCGACCUGAAUCCGGAUCUGAAGAACCUGACUGUGAUUCAAGCAAUAGAUGCUAUAGUAAAAGCAUGCCGCGACCGUGGGCUGAGGGUCAUUCUCGCCAACACGCGCAUCGGCCCCGCCCUGCCGCCUCUCUACGAAGAUGACCUGGGCGUGUGGUGGGACGCGGGGCACUCUGAGGCCGUGUGGAUCGGCAACUGGUUGAAGCUUGCUCAGCGAUACAUUGGGGAGAGGACCGUGGUUGGGGUCGAUCUGUACAAUGAGAUUCACAACCACCCGUCACACCCUGACAUCAUUUGGGCGGGGGACAAUGUGGGAGAGCCUUACAACUGGCGUACUGCUGCAAAGAGGGCCGCGGAUGCCAUUCAGACGGUCAAUCCCGACCUGCUGAUCAUCGUGCAAGGGUUGGGCACGCAGUACACGUGGCGGGGGGCGGACCAGAGGGGCGUGAUGGCACACCCGCUUAAGCUCAAGGUGCAAUACAAGCUGGUGUAUGCAGUGAACGACUUUGGUCCCUUUGUCGACCCCAAGAAGCCCUGGUUCAAGGACCCCAACUUCCCUGAGAACCUCGAGGGAUACUGGGACACUGCGUUUGGGUUCAUCCCCCAGAAGAACUUCACCCCCCUUAUAGUCACACAGUGGGGCAGCAGGUUCCCCUCGGUCGAAAACACGUCCACGGAUUUCCAGGAGAUGCAGUAUUUGGAGAAGUUUCAGCGGUAUAUUCGGUCGAGGAGUGCGGGGUGGGUGUGGCUCACGUGGGGGCCGACGAACAAGCAAGUGGGCGGGCUUUUAGCUAAGACCUGGAAAAAGAUGGAGCAGCCGAAGCUGUCGUUCCUGCAGCCGAUUAUGCACCCCGGGUUCGGGCCGGCCAAUGGGGAGCAGCCGUGGACGGCGCCGGAUCAUGAUAAGCUGGUGGUGUUUUCUCCUGACACGAACGUGACGGUGAUUGGUUCGGGAGAAGACCUGAGUCCGAAACUCCAGCGCCCUCAAUGGAAUGCUGCUGCUCACAGUCCUCAUGGCCCGGUGGCUUUCACGCUCAUCCCGCCGCGCAGAGACACGGGCAUAGCGAGCGAGGAGGAGUGGAACAUCAGCCUGCACAACGCGCCUCUUAACGAAUCAGGCCUUAACGAGGACGGCAGCUCGUGGUAUCGAGAGAGCGGGGAGGACGUGGGGGAGAAUGGAUACCGCUGCCGGUGGAGCAUCAUGGGAGGGAGGAGCUCGGAUGGAUCCGUGCAAUGGAAGGAAACGGUGAGUGGGAGCGUGGGGGGGCGGGUAAGACGGGAGGAGAGACGGGGGAGAUCAGAGGAGGGACAUGGGGGAGAAUGGGUACCGGUGCCGGUGGAGCAUCAUGGGCGGGAGGAGCUCGGAUGGAUCUGUGCAAUGGAAGGAAACGUGGUGGGAGAAGAGCGAUUGGACAGGAUACAAGGAACUAGGUGGGAGAAGUACAACGAGCGGGGGUGGACGGAGAAAGGGGCGUACAAGUUCGGGCGGCAUGAGGGGCAGUCGUGGUGGGAGAAGUGGGGCGAGCAGUACGACGGACGAGGAGCAGUGCUCAAGUGGACGGACAAGUGGGCGGAGCAGGACGAUGACGGCAGCAAGUGGGGCGACAAGUGGGAGGAGCGAUUCACAAACGGGGUGGGCAGGAGACAAGGAGAGACGUGGCACCUGUCGCCCCCCUCCUCCCGAUGGUCGAGAACGUGGGGAGAGGAGCACUAUGGGGAUGGGUAA
Molecule: messenger RNA, 2688 nt
Organism: Closterium sp. Yama58-4
Lineage: Eukaryota; Viridiplantae; Streptophyta; Zygnematophyceae; Desmidiales; Closteriaceae
Source: the annotation of a GenBank genome assembly